Molecule: messenger RNA, 1531 nt
Organism: Ostrea edulis (European flat oyster)
Lineage: Eukaryota; Metazoa; Mollusca; Bivalvia; Ostreida; Ostreidae
Exons: 4
Coding region: 135-1415 (426 amino acids)
Source: RefSeq, a predicted model, not a curated record
GGAGCAUUAGCCAAUCAGAGAGCUCCAUUUACACGCGCUUUCUGAAGCUAAGGACGCGCCGCCAUUUUGCCCGACAACAAGCGAAAAUUCGACAUUUUAUCGGAUUGUUUACAUUGGUUUAUGACAACGCAAUUAUGGUGAAACGUUGCUGUUGGGGCACUUGUAACACUGAUAGCAGAUACCCAGAUCGGCUUCAAGGAGGGAUAGUGUUCAUUCCUUUUCCAAAACCUGGAAGAAACUUGGAAAAAGCGAAGAGGUGGAUACGCUUGUGUGGUCGUCCCCAUUAUCAGUUAAAUGAAGAUAUACUCAAAGAAAGAGGGAAAGCGAAACAUUUAUAUGUGUGUUCAAAGCAUUUUGUCAAUGGCCAACCAUCUGAGAUUCAUCCUGAUCCAGUGUCUGCAGUCAGUUAUGAUGCAUUGACACCAGCUCGAAAACCACCCACCAAAAGAGGGUCAAGUUCAGAAACGAGAACUACAUCUAAGCGACAGAUUUUGAUGGACACUAGUACUGAUAUGAAUCAGCACAAUGAAGCUGGCAGUGAUGUGUUAAAGGCAUCUUCUGAAAUCCAACAUGUUUCAACGACUGCAACUACAAUUUCUCAAGCAUCAGCAACAGAAAAUGUGAACCCAAUUCUUCCUGGUUGUAAUCCACUUGAAAUACUGGCCAUUAUUGCUGACAAUACUGCAUUAACUGAAGAGAAGGAAAAACUGCUCCGAAUUAAUUUUGAACUGCAACAACAAGAUUCAGGACGAUUUGGAUAUAAAAAACUGAAGGACACUGAUUAUCAGUAUUAUACAGGGUUUUCUAAAGACCGGUUCAAUGUUUUAUACUCAUUUUUAGUACCAACAGAAGAAGAUCCUAUUAUAUGGAGUAAAACUCUUAAAGGUGCAAAAUCGUUGUCAACAAAGGAUCAGCUCUUGCUUGUUUUGAUAAAACUGAGACAAAACUUUGACUUUAAACAUAUUUCAUAUUUGUUUGAUAUAUCUGUGCAAGACUGCAGUGCAAUAUUCACCCACUGGAUUAAUUUGAUGUUUUUUAGACUAGGUAGUGUAGAUAUAUGGCCUCAUCGUGAAGUAAUAAUCGAAAACAUGCCUGAAAAUUAUAAGAAAGAUUUUCCAGACACUUUCGUCAUUAUUGACUGUACGGAGUUAAAAGUACAAAAGCCCAGUUCUCUCAAUCGACAGAGUCAAUGUUAUUCUGACUAUAAGUCAUGCACAACUUUGAAAGGACUUGUGGGCAUAGAUCCAAGGGGGUCUGUAAUAUUUUCUUCCAUGUUAUUCUCUGGAUCAGUAUCUGAUAAAGUUAUUACAAAGGAGAGUGGCUUCCUUAAAGUAUUGUCAGACCUUAAACAAUGUGGGAAAUUACAAAAUGGUGAUGGAGUUAUGGUGGACAAAGGGUUUAAUAUUGAAAAGUAAAUCGAAGCUAUUGGUCUUCGACUAAACAUUCCACCUUUUGCGUCAUGUGCAACACAGAUGAAAGCUUCAGAGGUAACAGAAACUGUCAAGAUAGCCAAACAUCGUGUACAUGUUGA